Molecule: messenger RNA, 907 nt
Organism: Lonchura striata (white-rumped munia)
Lineage: Eukaryota; Metazoa; Chordata; Aves; Passeriformes; Estrildidae
Cellular component (GO): membrane
Source: RefSeq, a predicted model, not a curated record
UCAGUUUCUAUUCUUCCUUACCAUGGCAGCAGUUUCAUUUCUGGACUGUCAGCUGGAGAGUGUAUAAAAAGGUGGGCUGAGCAGUCUCUGUGUGCUGCCCUGGAAUUCUCACCAGCAGAAAGCAGCAUGUCUGACCGGAACGUCCACAAUGCUGGCUUCACUCCCUCUGGGAUCACAGGAGGAUCUCUUGCUUCAUCACUGAUGUCUCAAGAAGCCAGAGCCUCUGGGGGAGGUGUGCCUUCUGGAGGAGCCACUUCUACUCUCCAGGAAAUGGGUGCCAGAGGCACAACCCACUCAUCAGGCUAUACCAGCAGCGGGAUCUCUGGUGGAUCCAGGGCUUCUGACACAAUGUCCAAGGAGGCCUCAGCUCAUGGAGGUGGAGUUCCCAGGGGUGGCACAACUUCCACUGUCCAGUCCAUUGCCAUGGGUGGAAAAGGAGGAAGACGCUGAAUAGAAGAAAAUAUCAGUCCAAAACUGAAAGCAGUUCAUUCUUUGCCAUCAGCUUUGACAUCUUCUCCCCUUUUAUUAUCUCCCUGCUAUGCCUUCCACGUGCACAAAUAGUUUCUGUUAAAAUGAUGGAUUCUUUGUUUAAAUUAAUGGGGACAGAGAUGCGGGGCAGUUCUUUCCUUGAUUAAAUAUUCUUUGAAGCACAGACAAGCACAAGCCAAUAGAAGUACUUGGACUGCAAGGCUGCCUUAGGUAUAUCCUGGGUUUAGCAACACUUGGCUCUUCAAUUGCAAGUAGCUUGCUAUGUUUAUUUCACAAAAAGUCAUUACAGUGAAAGUCAUCCUGUUGUGAGAGAGAAGCAUAGAAACACUUGGUAAAGGGUAGUUCCUUCUGGAUGUAUUUCUAAUAUGCUAUCAAAUUAAAUCCUACUUAAUAAAGGAGACAUAUAAUCAAACAAAAA